Messenger RNA from Tuber aestivum (summer truffle), 1355 nucleotides. Lineage: Eukaryota; Fungi; Ascomycota; Pezizomycetes; Pezizales; Tuberaceae. The record is from the annotation of a GenBank genome assembly.
AUCUCUUAUAUCACGGCUGCCCCGCGGGUAUGUUCUCCCCUACUGUACGAGCACAUUCGCUUCACCUCAACCUCAACGACAAUGGCCAUAGGAGAUCAAGUUCCAGUUUCUUCACCUCCAAUCAACCCUCCUCCUCAAGUUAGGGGUCCACCCCCCCAGACUAUCCUCCCCUCUCCUGUGGGAAAUCCCCAACACUAUGGUCAAACCCAAGCCCCAAAUGUUAUUCUCCCCACAGCGCCGGCUCUCCAACAACCGCCAUCCUACUCUCAAGACCAGGCGAUGACAGCCAGCCCCAAUGUCCAGGUACUCCUCCAGCCAACUGGCCCUGCGGACUUGGAAGCCUAUCAUGCCAUUGCCACCGGAGAGACUCCAGCGAGGGCACCAGCGUCGAUAUUUGUCCAAAAUCUCUAUCGCACAACCCAGAAUAAUGUCUUCCCGGUGGCCGAGCGUAUGUCACUUGGUGUUUCCUCUAAUUCGCCAUAUUACGUUCUGGUAGCAACUCCCGCAACCAAUAGUACCGACGAAGUCAACAAAUUAACCUUGACACGCCGACAUCCAACGCGGGGAUCCUGGAGCGAUGCUUGCACCGCUGAAAUUCAACCGCGGCUGGUUCUCCAGGCAGGUGUAUCCCUCGUGGCAAUCAUUCACAUGCGAGGGCAAAAUUACAUGAGCAAUACCGGGCAAGAUAGGGUCGCUGACAGAUUCGACUUAACAUGGAAUGGCGACCGUGGGGCUUUUGCAAUAUGGCGAAACGAAGGGCAAAACGUCACCAUGCUAUUCGAAGUCGUGAAUGAAGGAUUCACAUCUCUUGAUACCUAUCCCACUACUGGUCUACUCAGGGUAAGUUUCCAUCGCGCCUACACAAUUCGUUCUAACCAAACCACAGGCCAUUCCCCAAGACUAUCCAGCCUCACAGGAGUUAGGUGUUCUAAACUUUACAGCGGGUAGCGGCCAAUUGAUCAUCUCACAUCCAAGCGGUUAUGCUCUCAGCGAUGUUGUCGCAGCCGCAGUCCUCACUGUCGCCACGGUAGAAACCCGAAAAUCCAAAAUCGUGCAAGAAGUGCCCCAGCAACAACAGCAACAGCAACAGCAGCAACAACAAGCCGCCGGCGGUAGCUAUGCGGAUCAGUGGCAGUUCAAACCCGGGUUUGCGCAAACCCAAGAGACGGACGAGUGGUGGUGGGUGGCGCUGGUGGUAUUAGGUUGGGCCUUGUAUAUCUUGUUGUGGGUAGCCAUAAUCGCAACAAUUUUCUUCUUCGAGUUCAUGAUUGCUUUCUUCGCGAUAUGUGGGAAUUAUUAUUAUUAUUAGUUUCUUUUCAAGUUCACCUAUUUCCUGAAUCCCAUAAUACCCAAUG